This is a messenger RNA of Trifolium pratense (red clover), 1799 nucleotides long. RefSeq names its product protein HOMOLOG OF MAMMALIAN LYST-INTERACTING PROTEIN 5. Gene Ontology annotation, biological process: late endosome to vacuole transport via multivesicular body sorting pathway. Bases 147 to 1643 code for a protein of 498 amino acids. The record is from RefSeq and is a predicted model, not a curated record. Gene Ontology annotation, cellular component: multivesicular body. The transcript has 6 exons. NCBI's taxonomy places the organism in Eukaryota, Viridiplantae, Streptophyta, Magnoliopsida, Fabales, Fabaceae.
AAUUUAAUUUUAGGGUGAGGAGUAAGUAAUAAACCAACGUCAGCUUAUUUACCGAAAUCAGAAGCUUUUUUCCUCUGCAAGGCACAAGCGAACGAACGACGACGUUUCUUCCGCAUCACUCUGAAGUUUCUCUCUCAGAAUUGGCUAUGGCGAACGAUAACGAACCCGCGAAGCUUUUGCUACCAUACCUUCAACGCGCUGAUGAAUUACAGAAACACGAACCUCUCGUCGCUUACUACUGUCGAUUAUAUGCGAUGGAAAGAGGAUUGAAGAUUCCACAAAGUGAUCGCACUAAGACCACUAAUGCUCUUCUUGUGUCUCUCAUGAAACAGCUCGAAAAGGAUAAGAAGACAACCCAGGUUGGGCCUGAAGAUAAUCUAUAUCUUGAGGGAUUUGCUUUGAAUGUGUUUGGAAAAGCAGACAAGCAAGAUCGUGCUGGAAGAGCUGAUUUGAACACAGCAAAAACAUUUUACGCUGCUAGCAUAUUUUUUGAGAUUCUUAACCAAUUUGGAGCUGUUCAGCCUGAUCUGGAGCAGAAACAGAAAUAUGCAGCAUGGAAAGCAGCUGAUAUAAGAAAGGCUUUGAAAGAAGGAAGGAAGCCCAUGGCUGGCCCGCCUGCUGGUGAUGAGGACCUCUCACUUCCAUUGAGUUCUCCUAGUAAUAGAUAUGAUCUUGGGACUACUGAAACGUCUGCUUCUAGUGCUGGAUCUGAAUCCGAUUCAACACAUAGUUAUCAUAACCCUGUCAACUACCAGAAUCUGCCAAGCAUUCCUCCUGUACCUAAGUUCCAUGAUACUCUCAAUGAUCAGAAUUCUGCAAACAUUCCACCAUCUUUGCAGUUUCAUGAUAGGGUAGAUGAUAAUAAGCAUUCUUCAACUGCUUCUCCAUCAUCUCACUCUUAUACACCCGGAGGUUAUCCUUCCCAAGACUUCCAUCCUCCUCCAUCUUCCCAGGAUUAUCAUCAUCCACCACCUUCCCAUGAUUACCAUUCUUCUGCACCUUCCCAAGAUUAUCAUCCUCCUCCACCUUCCCACGAUUACCAUUCUUCUGCACCUUCCCAGGAGUACCAUCCUCCCCCACCUUCCCAGGAUUAUCAACCUCCUCCACCUUCCCAAGAUUAUCAACCUCCUCCACCUUCCCAAAAUUACCCUCAUCCUCCACCUGCCAGGUCAGACAGUUCUUAUUCUGAGCACUAUAACCACCAGCAAUACUCACCAGAUCAGUCACAGAAUUUAGGUCCAAAUUACCCUUCUCAUGAAACUCCAGCUCCUUAUUCGCUUCCCCAUUUUCAAUCUUAUCCAAGUUUUACAGAAAGCAGCCUACCAUCGGUACCAGUAAACCACACUUAUUAUCAAGGGCCUGAUGCUUCUUUUUCUUCCCAGUCAGCUCCUCUAACUACAAACCAUUCAUCAAGUGCCCAAAACAGUUCAAGCAGCAGAAAUGGAACUGCCUCAGAACCCAAGCCAGCAACUCAAUCAUACCAGUAUGACAGUAGCUACCAGCCAGCACCUGAAAGAAUAGCAGAGGCACACAAAGCUGCAAGAUUUGCUGUUGGGGCACUGGCAUUUGACGACGUCUCAAUUGCAGUAGACUACUUGAAGAAAUCACUCGAGUUGCUAACAAAUCCAUCAGUUGGCCAGUAAGAUUUUAUGUAAAAAUUGGUACUGGUAUACAUGGUGUCUUUUUUUGUAAUAUAUGAUAUUCUUUCUGCAUUAUAGCGUGAAAAAUUCAAUAAACAUGGGUCUUUUUCUCAUUAAUAUAGAUGUUAUUGAGAUUGGUUUCUUUGAGGUUAUGAGACA